CCACCGUCACCCGUUCUGGUCGAUCUGGCGCCGGCCGGGGAUGGUGGUGCUGCCAACAAGAAGAAUUCUGAUUCGGAGGAGACCAAAGAGGCUCCGCUGCCUCCCGACUUUCCAAAGAUGAAGCCUUCUAGUCGCGCGUAUGCUGUAGAGGAUGUACCCAAUCCCCUGGAGUAUGCCGCCUAUUCCUUCUACUUCCACGGCGUCUGCAUCGGGCCUUUGGUCUUCUAUCGUGACUACCGCAGUUACCUUGAGGGCUACGAAACGGGCGAACUGCCACCGAUUAGCUGCCGUCGCGUGCUCCUGCUUCUCUUUCGCGCCAUCAUUUACGGCGGAGGUUUUGUGGCCGUCAACAAACGAUUUCCCAUCAACUACAUUCCGACAGAUAAAUUUCGGAUUUAA
Molecule: messenger RNA, 399 nt
Organism: Dibothriocephalus latus
Lineage: Eukaryota; Metazoa; Platyhelminthes; Cestoda; Diphyllobothriidea; Diphyllobothriidae
Source: the annotation of a GenBank genome assembly